Spirodela intermedia is the source of this 955-nucleotide messenger RNA. The record is from the annotation of a GenBank genome assembly. NCBI's taxonomy places the organism in Eukaryota, Viridiplantae, Streptophyta, Magnoliopsida, Alismatales, Araceae.
AUGGGGACAUCUCCGCAGGCGCCGCCGUGGAGCAUCUGCUGGAACUGGCCAUGGAGACUCCCCCAGAACCUUACCGCCGCAGAUGUGCGGAAUCCCACGAGCCAUGGGGGCUGUGACAACUCCGAUCCUCCCUGGCUCCUCAAGUCCCUGCUCAAUCUGGGCUCCGCCCUGACCUCCAACGUCUCCCGCUUCGCCGCCAGAGGGAAGGAGGCCGCCUUCGUCCUUCCGAGCGGGCGCGUUCGGGCACAGCCCGAUGGCAAUGGGGACGGGAAGCCCCGUUCGGCGCUCUCCAAGGCGGAUCAGGGGGAGGCGGAGCAGCGGGCGUUGGCGGCGGCGCUGGCGAGCGGGAAAGAGGCGACGGUGCUCGAGUUCUACUCCCCGCGGUGCCGACUGUGCAAAUCCCUGCUCGGCCUGGUCCUGGAGCUGGAGAAGAGGAACUCCGAUUGGGCCAGCUUCGUGCUCGCCGACGCCGAGAAUGAGAUGUGGCUCCCCGAGGUGAGAAGACCGAAUCCCUACCUCUUUUUCUUUCGGGUGGUUACCGUCUGGAGUCAUACUCUAGGUAAAUCAUCGAGAGGAGGUUUGGAAAUUUCCCUUCCUUAUCACUGGUAAAUUGUUCGGCAGACUUGGAUCUGAUCGAGGGUUCUCAUCCAUUUUGGUCCAAAUGAGUAGAAUAUUUCUUACGAUUUAAUCGUAUCGAUCCAACGUAUUGUUAUUUGUUCAUCCAGAUUACGAUGAGUUCAGUGAGAGAUGAAUGCUGACCGGGGGUGACUGAUUAUCACUGCAGCUGAUCUACUACGACAUCAAAUAUGUUCCUUGCUUCGUGUUGCUGGACAGGCAUGGCAGAGCCCUGGGGAAGACGGGGGUCCCUGCAAGCAGGCUUCACGUCAUUGCAGGCCUCUCCCAUCUCCUGAAGCUCAGGCAGCCCAAGGGGAAGGAGAAACCCACAUGCUCCUGA